Messenger RNA from Motacilla alba alba, 2140 nucleotides. RefSeq lists its product as uncharacterized. The record is from RefSeq and is a predicted model, not a curated record. NCBI's taxonomy places the organism in Eukaryota, Metazoa, Chordata, Aves, Passeriformes, Motacillidae.
GGGGUAAAGGAACAGAGAGGAUGUGAGUCAGGCUGGAGGGGGAUCCCAGCAGGGCCAGCCCACCAGCACCCUGGGAACACAAUUUUGGGGACUGGGAGGAUGUUCCUACAGCCCUGCAGAGGUGGUGGGCAGCCAGGCUAUGCCAGGGCUGCACAGGGCAGUGCAUGCACAGGGGACCAGUGUGGGGCAAGAGAGGGAAGGAGUGAGCCCAGGGCCCCACGUUGGCACUGCCAACACACCGAGAGCUUCUCUUACCUGACACCAAGUGACUUGGGAAGCAGGUUGUGGAAAAAGAGAGAGCAAGCAAGCAUUUACCAGGGGAAAGGCGAGGGACGAGGCCUGUCCCUUCCACACUGCCAGGUGAGGCGUCCUGCCAACCCCCUGCUCAGAUAUGCCAUGCUACCUGAAGAGAUGGGACUCACGUGAGGGUGGGUCCCUUGUCAGCCACACCCUGGUAAAGCCACAGGGCCUUCUCUCGGCACACCCAUGGUGUGGGCUCUGCACUGCCCACCCCACCAUGGCUCCCUCAGCUCAGCCCAGCCUGGGUCUCUGUGAUGGGUGGCAGCAGGUGCUUGCAGAGGAAAGGGCUCUGCAAUCAAACCCCACCUCUGAGCUACACUGGCUUCUCCACCAUGUCUUCCCAGCAAGAGUCCUUGAAGCUGUGGGGGCUGCCCCCAGGAGUGUCAGCUCAAACCCCUGUGGCUGCCUCCAUGUCAGAGUGGGUCUGUGUGAUGGCCCCAGCUAGUUCCUGGGUGAGCCUGGUGCUGUUCCGGGGCCUCGCUGCCCAUCAGCGUCCUCUGCCCAACUCUACCUCUGCAUCCCAGGGGCACAUACUGGGACAGAGACAACCACCUCCACAUCCCAUGGUACAGGCAGAGGCAGAGAGGAAGGGCUCCCAGCACCGCUCCAACCUCGUGGUGGGCUGGACUCUUACAGGGACUCCCAACUCACCGCAGGCCCUUUCCUCUGCAUUCAGUGGCCCCACAGUCCUGCUGAACAGCGAGCUCCCUGCCUGCACCUGCCGCAUCUACCAGCCCUGGGGUUCAUCCUACAGCUUCAUCUGCACCAAGACAGCCACCCAGCAGUGCGUGGGCAGCUUCUCCUCCAGCCUGGACACCAGCUCUCGGGAGUCUGAGCAGCCUGACAACCUCUUGAAGAGCUCUCUUCUGGCUCCUCAGAUGACUUCCAGCCCUGAGAGGGACAGGCUGGCCAGCAGAGCCAGCAUUAUGGUCCAGGACAAACUCACUGCUUCCAAGUGCCAGCCUGUGCUCCAGCAUGGCUACCAGUUGUGCUGCCCCAUCUCCCCCACACCGUGGCUGCUCAAGACCCAGAUCCAGCACAGCUCCCAGAAGGGCUACAGCUUCAAGGGGUUCUACUGCAGGCCCGAGGUCCUAGGGGAGCAGGAGCUCAAGGCACAGGAGGCUGCAGCCCCCGGGGUGUCCGCGCAGCCCCAGCAGCCAGGCGGCUGCCACGGGAGGGCACUGCUCCAUCACUCCUGCCAGCAGCAGCAUGAAUUGUUUCAGGAGCAGUCAGCCCCUGCCAGCGCGCUGCUUUUGCCUACUCAACACUUCUGCCACCCUUUAAGAGAGGCUCUUCCCUAUUUUUCCCUUCUCCAGCUGCCAAAAAUUUCCCGAGCCCCUGGAAGUGCCGAUUAGCAUCUCUGCAUCUCUGUGGGGAGCUCUGCAGAUGCCAGGAAGCCCCUGCCACACUGCAGCUGUUGGAUCAGCCCUGAGACAAGCCUGUGCUGUGCAGCGGCUGAAGGGCAAGACUGAAACACCUCUAAUCCCAGCAACAUUCUGGGCACCUUGCUCUCCUGGGAAUCCUGGGGCUAGCACCACAAGCAGGGGUCCCACGGGAGAGGAAGCUUAGGCUGGAGGGGGUCUCUGCAAGGCCAGAGGAUGCCACUGCUGGUGCUGGCACCCAGCAUGGAGAGGGAAGGAAGUACAGAAAGAGAGAGUCAGUGAGAAGAAAGAGACAACAGAAAGCCUUGAGAAAUAGAAAGAUUUAUUUAGCAAAAGCCAGUUGACUAAUGACAACACCCAAGGGUUAAGUGCACUUACAUUGACAGAUUGGCUUCCCAGAUAGAUUCAACAGUUAGUAAUAUGACAGUUGUAGGAAAAGAAAGGACAAAAAAUAUAGC